UUUAACAGAAAAAGAUGUUCCUGGAGCAAAACUAAAAUUUGCAACUGUAAAGGAUAACAAUGUAACAUUAAGACGCUGGCUUGCAUGCCGUGAUUUAAAAGUUACUGGAAAAAAAGUUAAUUAAUAGUCAGUUCUACAACCAUCAUCCACUCCAUACAACAUAGCAGAGAAAAUACAAGAAGCUAACAUUGUUCUUUUUACUACCAACCCUACAUUAAGUAAUCAGAAAACUUCCAGAGUCAGAUUCAGAGAAGAGUUGAUUUCAUAUGAACCAGACAUGACUGAUGACGACGUGAACAGUAUCGAAAGCGAUCAUAUUGAAAUAACAAGCGACAGUCAAAGCACAGUAGAGUUUAAAACUACAAUAAAUGGAGAUCUAAACAUUUUCGAUAUUGAAGAGGUAGAUGAGGUGGAAGAGAUUGUCGAAGAAGUAAAUAGUGAAAUCGAUUUCAAUGUGGAAAAAGUUCAAGAGAGCAGUGAAUUUAUAAAAGAGAAAGAUGGCGAGCGAAAUAUGACAAACAAUACAAUAAAUAUUACUUCUAAUAUGUACAAUUCAAUAAAGAAGAGUGGGAAACAAAAACAACAAAACCAACGUUAUUCAAAUAUCCACAAAGUACAUUGUAGAGAUCACUGCAUCGAAAGACUGGAUUUCGAUUUGUCCAUGUCUAUAAAAAAACUCGAAAUACACGAGAAAGUGAUUCUACCACCCCUUCAGCUGUUACAAAGAAAGUGUUGUGAUGAGGUUAAGCAAAAGGUAUAUCGAAACUUACCCAGUUAUAAUGGUCUAAGAUCGGAGUAUGGAUUAACGUAUAGACAACUGCAGAAACGGGAAAGGGAGAAGGAAAUUUCAAAACUGAAAGAACAGACACGAAGAAAGCUCAUAGAAGAGUAUCGCGACAGAAAAAUUCAGCAAAAUGAAGAAGUAUUCUCUCAGUGGCUCAAAGAAAUUUCGAGGAGGCGAACGGAAAAACAUUCCGCUCAAAAACUGAAAAUCAAACAAAGUAUCACGCCCAAUGUUAUAAGUUUGCCCAAUAAGCAGCAGGGGAAAGUUAGAGCAAGACCAAAAACUGCCAAUGAAUUUGUUCCAAAGACACAAGUAAAAAAACCCCGCCGGCCUCACACAACAUCUUCCUGUGUUUUCAUAGAAGUUCCCCAGCGUUUGUUGGAACGAGGCAUUAAUAUAGGUGACUUGAUCAUCACGAAUUCAAAGUUUUUUACUAAAAAAUUGCAUUUAUUGGCUGUGUCGUGAAGUUGAGGAGAAUGAUUUCUGAAUAAAUCUACUUUGAUAUGGCUAUUUUGCUGAUGUAUUUCCAGGAAAUUAAUUGAGGCACUACAUAUAUUUAUUUUUCUCUUGAAAUGUGCAGAAUUUAAUAAUGUAGAUAGAGUAAGUUUGUUGGAAGCACUCUUCACAGUAUGUUCCAUUAUGAUUGAGUGUUGAAUAAAUUGGUUUUUUAUUCGUUGUAGGUAGGUACAAUCAAAAUUUGAAUACCUUUGAAAGUUAGUGCAUGUUUAAUAACCAUGUUGGAUUAGAUACCUUCAAGUCAAAAAACUGACCAAAUAUACUAAAAAAAAUAUUGAAUUCUUUCAAGAAUAAAAUUCCUCUAUCUUGAAAAAU
This is a messenger RNA of Leptinotarsa decemlineata (Colorado potato beetle), 1615 nucleotides long. RefSeq lists its product as uncharacterized. The record is from RefSeq and is a predicted model, not a curated record. Lineage: Eukaryota; Metazoa; Arthropoda; Insecta; Coleoptera; Chrysomelidae.